This is a messenger RNA of Labeo rohita (rohu), 1012 nucleotides long. Its product is annotated as elastase-1. The transcript is spliced from 8 exons. The coding region runs from base 110 to 910 and encodes 266 amino acids. Gene Ontology annotation, molecular function: serine-type endopeptidase activity. Gene Ontology annotation, biological process: proteolysis. Lineage: Eukaryota; Metazoa; Chordata; Actinopteri; Cypriniformes; Cyprinidae. The record is from RefSeq and is a predicted model, not a curated record.
CUGUGGGCAUCAGCCAUGAAAAAAACACCUGUUCCGUGAACUUCUGCGGGCAUAUAUAUAUAGAUGACAGAAGUGUUCAGAGAGCAGAAAGUCCAGACAGACUGCAAACAUGCUGAGGAUCCUGUUGUUGAGUGCGCUGGCCGCCCUGGCACUGGCUGAGCCCAGAUAUCUGGAGCAUCAGGCCAUGCAGGAGAGGGUUGUGGGUGGACAGGUGGCAAGUCCCAACUCUUGGCCCUGGCAGAUCUCUCUCCAGUACCUGUCCGGUGGCAGCUACUAUCAUACCUGUGGUGGAAGUUUGAUCAGAGCUAACUGGGUGAUGACCGCCGCCCACUGCGUUGACACCGCAAGAACCUGGCGUGUUGUUGUGGGUGACCACGACAUCUACACCAAUGAGGGCCGUGAGCAAUACUUGAGCGUCAGCACCGUCUACGUCCACCCCAACUGGAACAGCAACAGUGUGGCUUCUGGAUACGAUAUCGCCCUUCUGCGCCUGUCCACCAGCGCCACUCUGAACUCAUACGUCCAGCUGGCCACCCUGCCACCCUCUGGACAGGUUCUGCCCCACAACAACCCCUGUUACAUCACCGGCUGGGGCCGUACACAGACUGGUGGGUCACUCUCAGCUCAGCUGAAACAGGCCUAUCUGCCCGUGGUCGACUACAAUACCUGCACUCGUAGCGACUGGUGGGGAAGCACCGUGAAGAACACCAUGGUUUGCGCUGGUGGCGGAAGCGACUCCGGAUGUAACGGUGACUCUGGCGGCCCUCUGAACUGCCAGGUCAGCGGUCAGUACGUCGUCCAUGGUGUGACCAGCUUCGUGUCUUCAUUGGGUUGUAACACCAUCCAGAAGCCAACAGUCUUCACUCGUGUGUCUGCCUACAUCAGCUGGAUUAAUGGCAUCAUUGGAUAAGCAGGAUAGACUGAGACGAUGAAAGAAAAACAUUCUCCUUUUACCUAGUUUUAACAUCUGCAAUGUCCAAAAAUUCAAUAAACUUUACAUCAAAACUUUGAA